Molecule: messenger RNA, 2469 nt
Organism: Procambarus clarkii (red swamp crayfish)
Lineage: Eukaryota; Metazoa; Arthropoda; Malacostraca; Decapoda; Cambaridae
Source: RefSeq, a predicted model, not a curated record
GAUAUGUUUACAGAGGGGGUGAGAGAUUUGGCCUGUGACCACCUGUAACUUUCAGCUGUGACCUUCACCUAUGACCCCCCAACCUGUGCCCUGCCCCUGUGAUCUUCGUCUGUGCCUUCAAUCUAUCACCUUCAACUGUGACCUCCAUCUGUGACCUUUACCAGUGACCCUUAACUAUGAUCUCCAUCUGUGACCUCCCCCUUUGACCUCCACCUAUGACCUCCACAUAUGACCUUCACCUGUGAUCACCAGCACCCAGCAUGGCCAGAGGGGCAUGAAUUUCACCACCACACUCUCACCCGAGAACCAGAAGGAAUCUGGAGCCGAGAAAUGGCAGUUGCUGGUGGUGGUGUCAGUGUUGGGGACUCUGUUGAGCGUGGUGCUGCUGUUGGGCUGCGUGUGGGUGUGUGUGGUGUCCAACAAAUAUCUCCGCCGCCAGCGAAGACCGACCAGGCCAGAACCAGAUAGAGGAGGAGACAACGCAUUUCCCCCUGCCCAUCGGGAUACAGUGGACCUAGGCUGCCUUCCGGACUCUCUCGCUCCCCGUCGCUCAAAACACUUUAAUGAGAACACUGACAAUUCUGGCAUUUCCAGGUGCUUAGGGCUAGGUGCGUCGUACUCAACAAAACAGCUGCCCACCUUACCUACUCCAAUGAGUUGGACGCCAAGUCCACCUUUUAACCCUCAUCGCAUGCAUGCUAGGAGGCGCGAGAGUGUGGUGGGAGGCUCCAGGGGCCGGGAGUGUGACCUGGGAGACACCACAGAGCCUCAUUACGGCAGCAGGGCUCCAACCUCCCCCAGCAACCCUCACUACAAUACCCCAACCAGCGGUAACUACUACAACUAUAUGACGCGGCGACUUGAUCAUCAGCCUGAAGAGAGAAGACGCGAUGAAUACGAGGUCUGGUACACAGAUAGACCUUACUAUUAUAACAGAAAUGAUGAUCGAGCGCCUAAGACGAAUAAUUUAACCCAUCAAAGACCGUUUGUAGAUUACAAAUAUGUUGAAAACAUAGGGAAAUAUCUACCAAAUCGUGGGAGGUAUCUCUCGGUGCCGACAGAGAACCCGGUAAGGAAGGCGUGGGGAGGAGCCUACUCCACCUGCCACGACCAGCCAUCCCACCACCGGCACGCAUACCAUCCCCAACAUGACUACAAACCUGAGUGUAGUCGAGCAGAUCCUUCAAGAUCUCGACGUUUCGAUAACUUGGCUUCUGAUCCUCUUGCCACCUCAAGGAUGGAUACUGUGUUUGUGGAUAAUGAUGAGCGUGAGUGCUUGAAGAGGACCACCACUCACAGGUUGCCGGCGACAAGUAACAGAGAGGCAGAGACCACCAGGUCCUACCAAGCACACACUACUUUACCAGUCCCUCACCUGAGACUUGUGAAGGACAGUGAGCACCAGCACCACACCAUCCCAAACGAUCUGUCGCUCAUCUCACCCAAAACAAAACCUCAGGGGAUGAAGCGCUAUCAGGUGAGCAGUGACCAGGAAGGGUGGGUGUCGCAGCAUGGGGAGCACUGCCCGUCACGGCUCCCACCGGAACGCUGCCCGUCACGGCUCCCACCGGAACGCUGCCCGUCACGGCUCCCACCGGAGCACCGACACUUGAAUCGUCACCACCAAGACGAACGCCACGCCUCACACGACCCGCCAGAGCACCACCACCAGCAUCACAAACCCGACAAUUGCAAUGUGUCGCAAGACCAACUGGGGCACCAGCAGGACGACCCACACGACCCCUCUCACUACCUCUCACAACACGACCCUGACCAAGAAGUGAGGAGACGUCUUGCCUUAAAGUAUGGGUUUUGUCAAACGUGUGGGGUCUAUACGUCACCCAAGCAGUGUUUGGGUGGGCCCGCUGAUGUUCAUCGUCCUCGGCAGAGUAACCGGUCUACACAGAGUCAGAAGGAUGGCCAUAACUCUUCAGUUAACGACAUUGAGGAGCUGAUUCACGACCCAACACCCUCGCUGUCAUGGGACAACCUAACGCCAGAACCCUUAUCCAUUUUCGCAGACACACUGGCAAAUGCGAGAACUCUGGAGGGUACAACUAUUGCUACAUUGUUUCCUUCCCUGUCUCCCGGUGACAUUCCUCAUGAUGAGGAUGACGUACCUCAUGAUGAGGGUGACGUACCUCAUGAGUGACGUAGCUCUACCUCAUGAGUGACAUAGCUCUACCUCAUGAGUGACAUAGCUCAUGAUGGGGAUGACAAGGUCUUGAGCUAAAGCAGUGUAAACAUUGAUUCCUUAGCCUUGGAACUGAGUCUAUGAUACACAGAGAUAAGUUAUAAUAGUAGUUCUUUAUGAAAAGAUGGUGGUAUGAGGUUAUGAAGAGACAAAAUGUCUCUUUGUUGGCAUCAUGUGAGUCAGGUGCUUUGUGGAGCCUGAUUUGUCUCGUGUACAAUCUUCUACACACUGAUUGAACAUCAACUGCAACACUGGAAUUAAAAAAUACAAUUAUA